Molecule: messenger RNA, 4269 nt
Organism: Adineta ricciae
Lineage: Eukaryota; Metazoa; Rotifera; Eurotatoria; Adinetida; Adinetidae
Source: the annotation of a GenBank genome assembly
AUGUUUCUUUUUCUUCUUCUUCUUCUUCUCGAUGUUUUUUGUAAAGGAAACAAAAGAUAUGCUGGUACUACUUUCAGCAACGAGUAUCCAUCAUCGUCAUCAUCUUUCGAUCAACUAAAUGUGGCAAUGCAUUUUAUUUCCGGUCUACCGGUUUGUCCACCAAUAUGUCCUCCGUUGAAUUCCGAUCCUUUCGUUUCUUCUUCGGAAGAAAAUCUUCAUGUACGACCAAAUGUUUUAUUUAAUCGUAAAUUAAAUAAAUAUGCCAAACAAUUUGGUCGUCGUUUUAUUUUCGCUUCUACCAAGGAGAAUUUUUCCGAUGAGAAAGAUAUUGACGAAGAAUUCGAUCAAAUAUCUUUGUCUGCUACUACCUACAAUUCUCAAGAAAUCUUAGAUUCAAUUCAUGACACUCCAAAUUCCAAGCAACAUUCACCAUUAAUUGAUUCGGAUGGAUUACCGAUCACAAAAAGAAUUUUACCAGGCAUAAAUAAUCAACAUAAUACAAUACUCGAUGAUGGAAUAGGAAAAACGACGAACGGAGGAAUAAAUAAUGGAAAUAACGCAUCCAGUGAACAGCAGGACAACAAUGCCUUUUACAAAUGCAUCGAUAGUGCACCGGAUAUACCUGAACGAGGCAAAAUGGUUCCGUUGGGUCUCGACAUGGGUAUAUCAGUUGGUAAACGUUCAGCAGGUGUGCCGAGCGCCAUUGGGAGACCAAAUUUAAACGAUGAAGAAUUACGUACACAUGUAUAUAAAAAAACUUUACAAGCAUUAAUUUAUCCGAUUUCAUUGACGACGCCGCAUGAUUUUGAAUUUUGUUCAUUUACACAUCCAACCUAUUGCUAUGAAUGUGAAGGUUUACUAUGGGGUAUCGCUCGACAAGGUCUAAAGUGUCGAGAAUGUGGAGUUAAAUGUCAUGAAAAAUGUAAAGAUCUUCUCAAUGCUGAUUGUCUUCAACGACGCGCUCAGAAAAAUGCCAAACAUGGUGCCGAUGAUAAAGCAAAAAAUUUAAUGGAAGCCAUGCAUGAAAAAAUGACACUCAGGGAAACAACACGACCCUAUUUGUUUAAAACAAUCAGGGAUGUGUUCAAUGUCGAUGAAAAAUCUCAUGUUGGUCAUAUGAAAGCUGUUAAACAAAGCGUACUUGAUGGAACAUCCAAAUGGUCAGCCAAAUUGGCCAUUACUGUGAUAAGUGCUCAAGGUUUAAUAGCGAAAGAUAAAUCUGGUACAUCUGAUCCAUAUGUGACCGUUCAAGUCGGAAAAGUAAAAAAACGUACGAAGACAGUUUAUUCCGAGUUGAAUCCAACAUGGAAUGAGAAAUUUUUCUUUGAAUGUCAUAAUUCAUGUGAUCGAAUCAAAGUUCGAGUAUGGGAUGAAGAUGACGAUAUUCGAGCGAAAUUAAUGCAGAAAUUAACACGUGAAUCAGAUGAUUUUCUUGGACAAACAAUCAUUGAAGUUCGAACAUUGUCAGGUGAAAUGGACGUUUGGUAUAAUCUUGAAAAGCGAACAGAUAAAUCGGCCGUUUCUGGUGCUAUUCGUCUACAUAUAUCCGUGGAAAUCAAAGGUGAAGAAAAAGUAGCGCCCUACCACGCACAAUACACCUGUUUACAUGAAAAUCUCUUCUAUUCGCUUUGCGAAAAUAAUAAUGGUCAACCAAUUAUCCCUGAAGCAAGAGGAGAUGAUGCAUGGAAAGUUUACUUUGAUGAACCAUCACAAGAAAUUGUCAAUGAAUUCGCUAUUCGAUACGGCAUUGAAUCAAUUUAUCAAGCAAUGACACAUUUUGCUUGUUUGUCAACGAAAUACAUGUGUCCCGGUGUUCCUGCUGUGAUGAGUACACUCUUAGCAAAUAUCAAUGCCUACUAUGCGCAUACAACAGCAACGACAGCAGUAUCAGCAGCUGAUCAAUUUGCAGCGUCGAACUUUGGAAAAGAAAAGUUCAUCAAAUUACUUGAUCAACUCCAUAAUUCAAUUCGAAUUGAUUUGUCUUUAUAUCGAAAUAAUUUUCCCUCGUCAAAUGUAGAACGAAUGCAAGAUUUGAAAUCAACAGUCGAUCUUCUAACAUCAAUAACAUUCUUUCGUAUGAAGUAUGGGAGAGGUGUACAUUUUCGAAUGACGAUCAAAGCCGAGGUUCAAGAAUUAAGUUCUCCACCACGAGCAUCAACUGUUGUCAAAGAUUGUGUUAAAAAUUGUAUUCGUCAUACGUACAAUUUUUUAUUUGCAAAUUGUGAUGAAGUUUACAAACGAGAAUCAAAGCAACAAAACAAUCUAACGACAGCGUCAAUUGCCGACAACACUGAACAACUUGAUGAAGGAUUACAAAUACUGCCAUCGACAACAACAACAACAACAACGGUUGUUGGACCAAGUUUGAAAAAUCUACAAUUUUGGCAUCAAUUAAUGUACUUGUUAACAUGUAUCAUAUCAGAAGAUAGAGAACGAUAUUGUUUGGUGCUGAGUCAAUUCCCAUCGGAACUUAACGUAGGUCAUAUAAGUGCAGAUACUCUAUGGAAACUUUUGUCAACUGAUCUGAAAGAUCAUCUUGAAGAACACGCACGAGUUCCUGCUGAACGCCGUGAAGUGAAAAGUGCAGAUUAUAUGAAUCUUCAUUUUAUGGUUAAACGAUUCUACGAUACUUCUGUCAAGAUAAUACCUGAAGCAAAAAACAUCGUUCCUGAAUAUCCCAAAUGGUUUGAACCUUUCGUAAUGCAAUGGCUGAAUGAAAAUGAUGAUAUGUCUAUGGAAUAUCUUCACAAUGCCUUGGAAAAAGAUCGUCAAACAGGGUUUCAACAAACGUCGGAACAUUGUUUAUUUUCUUCGUCUGUUGUUGAUGUUUUCACUCAAUUGAAUCAAUGUCAUGGAAUCAUCAAAACUCUCGAUCUACACGAUCCACUCGUUAUCUCGAAAUAUAUGCGACGCUUUUCAGUAACCAUUUCACAAGUUUUACUUGGCUAUGCAAAUGCAAUACGACGAACAUUUGAACAUGUCGGCGGACAAGAUCGAAUUUGUUCGAUAUUGAUGAACAAUAUUCAACAAUUGAGAUUGAACUUAGAGCAAUUGUACGAACUCAUGGGUGGUGCGCAACUAGAUGAUGAAACGAAAAUCAUGCUGAAUGAUUUACAAAAGCAGUUAAGUGAUGUUCUUGAUGAACUGAGCGCCAUGUUUGUCAAAAGUAUUGAACCAACUAUAAGACAAUGUAUCGAAGAAGUUUACAAACAGUUACAACAGAUUAAAGGCAAUCAAAUGGGUUCUGGAAAUACAAGUGGACAACAGAAAGGUGCCGAGGCAAUGGUAGUAACAAAAUCACUAUUAGAUUAUCUUGAUCAAAGAUUAACUUUUUUUGCUAAUCAAUGUGAAAAAACGGUAUUAAAACGUCUCUUGAAAGAAUUAUGGAAAGCUGUCAUCAGUGAUUUGGAAAAAGUUAUUGUGUUACCACCAUUCAGUGAUUCAAAGAAUCUCCUUACGAUUCCAACGGCUAAAAUUGAGGAUGCAUAUCGACUGCUCUCUGGGGAAUUAGGCCGUGAUAAUGAUCGAAGUUUGUCUCAAAAGCAAUGUCAAAUAUUAGAUCGUGGUUUAGAAGACUUAAAGGAAUUCUUUCAUGCGUCUGGCCAAGGUUUAAAACGCAAUUAUCUUGAAAAAACUUUAGAGUUGCAAUCACUUAAAUAUGCGCUUUCUUUGUACACACAAACAACUGAUUCAUUAAUAAAAACAUUCGUUAAAACAGAAAAAGAUCAAGAUCGACCUGCAUUAGAAGAAUCAUUUGGUGAAGUUUCCAUUCAAGUUGAUUUAUUUACACACCCAGGAACUGGUGAACAUAAAGUUACUGUCAAAGUUGUUGCUGCCAAUGGUUUAAAAUGGCGAACAUCGGGAAUGUUUCGUCCUUAUGUCGAACUAGCAAUGUGCGGUCCCCAUUUGAGUGACAAAAAGCGUAAACAAACAACGAAGACAAAAAGUAACACAUGGAUACCGAAAUAUAACGAAACUUUUCAUUUUUUACUGGGAAAUGAGGAAGAACCUGAUUGUUAUGAAUUGAAUAUAUCUGUGAAAGAUUAUUCAUUUAUGCGAGAAGAUCGUCUAAUCGGUUUGAAUGUGAUUAAAUUAUCUCAAGUAUGUGAACAAGGUUCCUGGUCAUCAUGGGUUCCACUUGGUUCACGUAUCAAUUUCGACGAUACCGGUUUGACAAUUUUAAGAAUUCUUUCACAUCGAACAAAUGAUGAACUAGCACGAGAGUUCGUUGCAUUGAAAUCUGCUCGACGACAUAAAGAAGAAGUGUGA